This is a messenger RNA of Quercus robur (English oak), 1932 nucleotides long. Its product is annotated as IAA-amino acid hydrolase ILR1-like 6. The record is from RefSeq and is a predicted model, not a curated record. Gene Ontology annotation, biological process: auxin metabolic process; jasmonic acid metabolic process. The coding region runs from base 161 to 1594 and encodes 477 amino acids. The transcript is spliced from 5 exons. Gene Ontology annotation, molecular function: IAA-Ala conjugate hydrolase activity. Lineage: Eukaryota; Viridiplantae; Streptophyta; Magnoliopsida; Fagales; Fagaceae. Gene Ontology annotation, cellular component: endoplasmic reticulum.
UUCAUUACAUAUUCUCCCACGUGCUCUAUUACCCUUUCCCCUAUCCUUUAUCUCUUUAUCUCCACGUGCUCAAAUCCUCUCUAACCAUUUUCUUCUUCUUCUUCAAAGCUCUCUUUGUUGUUCUUGUUCUUGUUCUUGUUUUCUCUUCUAUGUGAAAAAAAUGAAUUUUCACAAACUUCUUUUGACGAUGUUCUCAAUCGUUGUUGUUAUGUUCACCUGUAAUUCCAUAAUCCCUUUCGCAGAACCAAUAACUACAACGGAAAACGACAGGUCGUUUUUCGAUCCAAGCUGUAGUAGUUGUACUACUGGUCUGAGUUUGAGGCCUUCAUCUUCGAGCCGCAAAAACAAGAGCACUACUGGGUCUCCUUUAAUACCAUCAACUGAGGAGGGUGAGGUGUGGACAAAAGAGGCGGUGUUGGGACUGGCACGGCGGCCGGAGACGGUGGAGUGGUUGAAAAGUUUGAGGAGGACGAUUCACUCAAACCCUGAGCUGGCUUUCGAAGAAGUCGAGACCAGCAAGUUGAUUCGAGACGAGUUGGACCGCAUGGAUAUCACUUACAAAUACCCUUUGGCUAAAACUGGUAUUCGAGCUUGGAUCGGCACUGGUUCUCCUCCAUUUGUGGCCAUCAGAGCUGACAUGGAUGCACUUCCUAUUCAGGAAGCUGUUGAAUGGGAACACAAAAGCAAAGUUGCCGGCAAAAUGCACGCUUGUGGACACGACGCACAUGUUGCUAUGCUUAUUGGUGCUGCCAAGAUCUUAAAGAGUCGCGAACAUCUUUUAAAGGGAACUGUAAUACUGCUGUUUCAACCAGCAGAAGAAGCAGGGAAUGGUGCAAAAAGGAUGAUAGGGGAUGGGGCUCUGGAAAAUGUGGAGGCCAUUUUCGCAAUUCAUGUUUCCCAUGAACAUCCUACAGGUAUCAUUGGAUCAAGACCUGGUCCUUUGCUUGCCGGCUGUGGGUUCUUCAGAGCUGUAAUUAGUGGCAAAAGGGGUCAGGCUGGGAAUCCUCACCACUCUGUUGACCCCAUUUUAGCAGCCUCGGCCGCGGUUAUCAGCUUACAGGGUCUUGUUUCUCGCGAAGCAAAUCCAUUGGACUCGCAGGUUGUGUCGGUAACAUCGUUUAAUGGAGGUAACAACCUUGACAUGAUCCCGGAUGCUGUUGUGCUUGGUGGUACUUUCAGAGCUUUCUCCAACAUAAGCUUCUACCAGCUUCUACGAAGAAUAGAAGAGGUAAUUGUGGAACAAGCCAGCGUUUACAGAUGCUCAGCAAUGGUUGAUUUCUUUGAAAAGCAGAACACAAUAUAUCCCCCCACUGUGAAUGAUGAGAAAAUGUAUGAGCAUGUGAGGAAGGUGGCCAUUGAUUUGGUUGGUCCAACAAAUUUCAGGGUUGUCCCUCCGAUGAUGGGUGCUGAGGAUUUUUCCUUUUACUCUGAAGUAGUCCCUGCAGGCUUUUUCUACAUAGGGGUAAGGAACGAGACAUUGGGUUCUACACACACAGGACACUCACCUUUUUUCAUGAUAGAUGAAGAUGUUCUUCCUAUAGGAGCUGCAGCUCAUGCCAGUAUUGCAGAAAGAUACCUCGACGAACAUGACUGAUGUGCGCGAAUCAAUGUAUUUUAUGCUGCAAGUUUAAGAUAGAGGCGCACAAGUGACAGAGAGUCCAAUCCAUCAAGCCUUUGCAUGCUCUAUAAAUUUUGGUCUAAUGGGAGUUUAGGGAUGGUAGGUAAUAGGAAAAACUCCUCCAUGCUAUGAAGAACCAAGUAGAGGAUGCUCUGCCUCUCGGUGCAAUUGUAACUACUGGUUUUUUUUUUUUUUUUGAUUUGUAACUACUGGUUUGUUGUUAUUACAGAAAAUACUCAAAAUAGUAGUUCCUUUAUCAUCAUUCUGUUCGGUUAUAAGCAUCAAAUUGGGACGCAAAAGAGAAGUGAAGAUCA